UUGCGUUCAGCGUUUAGGCUUGGCCUAGUAACGAUUAUGGGGGACCAAUUUGAGCCACAGAUAACUCCAGAAACUCCAGGAAGGCCUUCCAUAAGAAACCCAUUUGAGAGUCCAAAUGACCAUCACCACUUGCGUGAACCCCUGGUUCCAAGCCCCUCAGUUUUCAAGUCCAAGUCCUGUAAAGCUACUCCACCUAAAUUUAACUGGUCCAUUGAUGAAAUGGCCAGUCUUCUACCAGUACACAUAGACCCAGAGGAAAUCCAGCGACAGUCUUUUUACCUCAGCCAAACCAGGAUGGAUUCUGACACUGAAGAAAAAUGUCAAAAUGCUAUUGAACAGUUUUUCACCAAAGGCACCAUUGUGCCGUCUCCCUGGGCAGCACCAGAAACACGUAGAGCCCUUCCGGCCUAUAAGAAAAGUCCAGCAAUUGCAGAGGAGACAGAAAAAGUCUCAGUUGCUUGCCAGACAGCCCUUUCACUCCCUUUGGCUUUUGACACGGAAAAACUACUAGGAGAAUACUAUCGUUACGAGGAGGCAUGUGAAGCAGUGCAGGAAAGCCUCAGUUCUUCCUCCUUAAGGCGAAAGCUCUUCCUCGAUGGCCACUUCAGCUACAGCAGCUCUGACAGCUCUACGCCACCAAGCCCAGAGAGAGCCCAUAACAAUCUGGAGAAGACAUCCCCCAAUAGAGGAGUUGUUCCAAAAACUGAAUGUCGUGAGGGAGGAGUAAUAUCGUCCGUCUUUUCUUCCCCUUUGUCCUGUGGCACAUCGGCCCCGACUCCGUCAUCGGGUCAGUUUUCCUCCAGUCCCAUUCAGCAUGGUUGCAUCAGAGACUGCAGCCUGGGCAGCAUGAGUAGUCCGAUGUUUCCUGAUAGAUCAUCUCCCGCUGGCCACAUCUCCCCAACGAUUUCUCCUAUUGUUACCAAUGUGGCACACUCUCCCAUAGGCCCAGCAGAGAGUAGGCAGCCAAGCAGUUUGACCCCACAUGGCGGUCCACUGGUUACAGAUGUUACUUCAUGUAAUGAGAGUCCAUUUGUUGAAGGUUGUUCUCCCAUUCGGAGCUGCUCUCCACAUCAGCUGCACUACCAAAGCGGAGCCCCGCACACCUCCAGACCCAAGCUCAGGUCAAGAGUCCGCUGCUGGGCUUCACCCCCCCUCAUUUCUCCAAUUCUUAACCCAAAGCUUCCGGACAAUCACGAAGAUGAAGAGGACCACCCUUCCACUUCAUCUUCACUUCCCUCAAUGGAACUUGAUCCAUCAUCCCCUUUGGUUCAGGACAUUCAAACAGCUUCUACUGUGAAAGUUGGUCUAUAUCCUAUGGAAACGGUGAAAAUGGAGGAGAGCAAAGACAUGGGAAUAGAAAGCAGGCUGGAGGAGGAAGAGGAGGAAGGUGGGGGACCCUCAGGACGGCUGACCAGCUCUCGGAUGGGGCACGUGUCCGCAACAGAAAGCUCCCAGAUGUUCAUGUCUCUUCUGGCCGAAGGCAGCAGCAUCCGCUAUGAUUCCAGCAUGCAGGUGGAUAGCGGCUACAACACUACCUCAGCUGGUACUGCUAGUUUAAUCGAUGGCUUCAACUCAGAUUACCAGCUCAGAGAGUCCCUCGGUUCCAACCUCGUGGAAGAAGCCUUGCUCAUCACUCGGCAUACCAAAGUUAAGGGAUUUUAUCCUCACAACUGA
Molecule: messenger RNA, 1674 nt
Organism: Menidia menidia (Atlantic silverside)
Lineage: Eukaryota; Metazoa; Chordata; Actinopteri; Atheriniformes; Atherinopsidae
Source: the annotation of a GenBank genome assembly